Rhinolophus ferrumequinum (greater horseshoe bat) is the source of this 2541-nucleotide messenger RNA. It is a transcript of the gene TIMP3, whose product is annotated as TIMP metallopeptidase inhibitor 3. The coding region runs from base 286 to 921 and encodes 211 amino acids. Gene Ontology annotation, cellular component: extracellular matrix. The record is from RefSeq and is a predicted model, not a curated record. The transcript is spliced from 5 exons. Gene Ontology annotation, molecular function: metalloendopeptidase inhibitor activity; protease binding. NCBI's taxonomy places the organism in Eukaryota, Metazoa, Chordata, Mammalia, Chiroptera, Rhinolophidae. Gene Ontology annotation, biological process: negative regulation of endopeptidase activity; negative regulation of membrane protein ectodomain proteolysis.
GCAGAGCGGGUUCUCAGACGGCUUCUCCUCCUCCUGCUCCUCCAGCUCCUGCUCCAGCUCGCGUUCCUUGACCCACGGAGCGCGCCGGCCCACGGAGUCGUGCGCCAGCGCCGAGGCAGCCUCGCCGCGCCCCAGCCCGUCCCGCCGGAUCGUCGGCGGGCAGCGCACCCGAGGCCGAAGUUGCCCUGCACGGCCGGGUGGGCGAGCUCCGGCUGCAGCGACCCGCCGGCGGCGCGCACCGCAACUCUGAGGAAGCGAGCGGCAGCUCCAGCAGCGGCGACCGCAAUGACUCCGUGGCUCGGGCUCGUCGUGCUCCUGGGCAGCUGGAGCUUGGGGGACUGGGGUGCCGAGGCGUGCACGUGCUCGCCCAGCCACCCCCAGGACUCCUUCUGCAACUCUGACAUAGUGAUCCGGGCCAGGGUGGUGGGAAAGAAGCUGGUGAAGGAGGGGCCGUUUGGUACGCUGGUCUACACCAUUAAGCAGAUGAAGAUGUACCGAGGCUUCACCAAGAUGCCCCACGUGCAGUACAUCCACACGGAAGCUUCCGAAAGUCUCUGUGGCGUUAAGCUGGAGGUCAACAAGUACCAGUACCUGCUGACAGGCCGUAUCUACGAUGGUAAGGUGUACACAGGACUCUGCAACUUCGUGGAGCGGUGGGACCAGCUCACCAUCUCACAGCGCAAGGGGCUGAACUAUCGGUAUCACCUGGGUUGUAAUUGCAAGAUCAAGUCCUGCUACUACCUGCCUUGCUUUGUGAGCUCCAAGAAUGAGUGUCUCUGGACCGACAUGCUCUCCAAUUUCGGCUACCCCGGCUACCAGUCCAAACACUACGCAUGCAUCCGGCAGAAGGGUGGCUACUGCAGCUGGUACCGAGGAUGGGCCCCCCCGGAUAAAAGCGUCAUCAAUGCCACAGACCCCUGAGCGUCAGACCCUGCCCCACCUCACCUCCCUCCCUUCCCGCUGAGCUUCCCUCGGACACUAACUCUUCCCAGAUGAUGACAAUGAAAUUAGUGCCUGUUUUCUCGCAAAUUUAGCACUUCGAACACUUAAAGAAAAGUCUAUGCUGUCCUAUGGAGUUUAUUUGGAAACAUCCUCCUGCCCCCCCUACCCCCACUGCCAACCCCUUCUUUUUGGUUUUGACAUCACCCAUUUCCACCCAGGAAUUUUUGGUGCCCUGCCAGAGAGAACGGGGAAACGUACACUCCUCUUCUUCAUGAUAACGUAAUCUAUAUUUUUUUAGGAAAACAAAAAUCACACAACUGUCCCAUUUGGGCAGUGUCCUACCGACCCCUCCUGGUUCCUUCCCACCUCAUCAUCUCCCAGACCCUCCUCCCUCGGCCCUUCUUCUCCACCCCAGUACAGAAAGGCCACAGACAAGGAAGCUACUGAAAGGCCAGCUGUUUCAGGAUCAGUCAAAGGCAGCGAGCAGAUAGACUCAAGGUAUGCAGAAGAUCUCACCCACCCGGAGAUGCUACUGCAUGUCCCAACCAGACAACGUCUGUCUGUCUGCGUGUCAGAGUGUGAGAGGGAAGGAACAAACUACCAGAGAGGGUCUGAGAUGAUGUAGCACACACACAAUCCCCCCGGCCCAGUGACGCCUGGGGCGACCUGAUGUUUCUGAGUCUGGAGCAAGCAGGCCGGCCGGCAUAACAGUGCUGUCUUAGUGGGUGAAGACUUAAACAUCUGCCUGAGGUCCGGAGGCAAUGUGCCUGCCUUGUACAGAAGCUCAGGUGAAAGAUUGAGACGAAUGUCUUUCCCCUCCCCGCCUUCCACGAGAUUUCCUCCUGGAAAACCCUUGGGUAGAUUUGACCAGGAGCUCGCCUUUAUGUAAAUGGAAGAAAUACAGACACCAUACACUAUCCACAGGUAUAGCCAAGUAGACUUGGACAGAGAAUACUAUUUCCAAAGUAGCAUUUAGCUCACCGAGGGGGGAUGUGUUUGCAUACACAUUUGCAUAUAUCCACACAAGGACAUAAGCUGAUUUUUUACAGGACAGAGAAUUCUGUUCAAUGCUGUUAAAUACGCCAGUAGUUUAAGCUCUUCUAUUUUGUUGUUGUUGCUUGUUUGAAGAAAAUCAAGACAUUCCAAGUUGACUUUUUUUUUUUUUUUUGCAUUUUAAUUAAAAUUUGAAAUUCUGAACACCCUCGGCAUUCCUCUAACUGAGGUCAUCUGACCUCUGUCCCUCACCUUUUCUCCUGCUUCAUUCCCGUUUGGGGCCUUCCUGUAACGGCCUUACUGGCUUGGCUCAGAAGGGAGGUGAGUUAGCGUGGGUCGGGGCCCUGGGCACAGGAGGGAAAGCUGCAGAGUGUCCUGCCAAGGCUGGACGGCCACCUUUCCUGGGCUUGGGGACAGCUUGCUCCUCUUCCUCCAGCUCCAUGGUGGGCGAAUGCCACCUCCUGAGGGCUCCACCUCAUGGAUUUAAAUUGGUGGUCACUGGGGAAGCCUGACUCGGCGGUCAGCUGUGGGGUUCUGUCGUGUUUUCUUGAAAUAAAACUAUAAUAUAAAUUCUCCAAUGAAAUAAAAUUAUUUUAUAAUUUAGUG